ACACAUUUAUAAUAACGCGAUCUAACCCCAAAACCUUUAUUAUGAAUAAUAUUGGUCGCGAAAGCCUACGUGGUGAACUGAUAUAGAGCGACGUUUAUAGGACGAGGACAUCUGUACAAAAAGACAUUGAUAGUUCAUCGAAUUCUUCCAGCAUAAAUACGUAUUCUGAUUCUGACAAUAUGCUAAUUUUAGGAUCCAUUCAGGGUGCAUACGUGUAUUGAGGACCCUGCACAAGUUCACCAAUACCUGGCAACUGUCUGGUCACAUGAUGCAUGGUGUGAAUUAGGGAUCUUGUAUCAGUUCACGAUGUCUCAUACCUGGCAACUGUCUGGUGACAUGAUGCAUGGUGUGUGUUAAGGAUCUUGUAUCAGUUCACGAUGUCUAAUACCUGGCAACUGUCUGGUCACAUGAUGCAUGGUGUGUAUUAAGGAUCUUGUAUCAGUUCACGAUGUCUAAUACCUGGCAACUGUCUGGUCACAUGAUGCAUGGUGUGUAUUAAGGAGCUUGUAUCAGUUCACGAUGUCUAAUACCUGGCAACUGUCUGGUGACAUGAUGCAUGAUGUGUGUUAAGGAUCUUGUAUCAGUUCACGAUGUCUAAUACCUGGCAACUGUCUGGUCACAUGAUGCAUGGUGUGUAUUAAGGAUCUUGUAUCAGUUCACGAUGUCUAAUACCUGGCAACUGUCUGGUCACAUGAUGCAUGGUGUGUAUUAAGGAUCUUGUAUCAGUUCACGAUGUCUAAUACCUGGAAAACUGUCUAGUGACAUGAUGCAUAGUGUGUGUUAAGGAUCUUGUAUCAGUUCCCAAUGUCUAAUACCUGGCAACUAUCUAGUGACAUGAUGCAUGGUGUGUGUUAAGGAUCUUGUAUCAGUUCACGAUGUCUAAUACCUGGAAAACUGUCUAGUGACAUGAUGCAUGGUGUGUGUUAAGGAUCAGUUCACGAUGUUAUGACACAAGGUAAAUUGUCCAGUGGCGACAUUUCCGACUGUAGGACUGCCUUGCGACAUGUAGUGACUUUGUGAGGUUCGUUUGGCGACUUUUCGCUUUUAGGUCGAAACCUUUCCAAAAAUGUGCUUCUAAACGUAUUUCAUUUUGCUGGAUAAUACGGCAUUGGUCUUUAAAGCCAGUAGGAUUGUCCGGCUAUUGCUUAAACAUGUAUUAUUUACGGGGUAUCAAGUUUCCCCCAGUGCAUGAGAGUGUGUGUACGGGUUAUUGCUUUUUUUACAUUAAACGGGGUUCCACAGUUCACAUAUGGGGCCCUCUUGCCAACAGCAUCUGGUUAAUCCAGCCGCAUUUGUUUAACAUGCUUGGCUGCUUAUGAGAUCCCAGGACAAAUUUGAAACCGGUUCAGAGUUUUGCUUGCUUGGGCGGCAAGGGGAGGGGGUCUGGAAAGCCAAUGAUAAAAUAUCCUUGAGAGACUCAAAUAUAAUUCACGUAAGGCGACACAGACCGCAGUUGUGCUUUGUUUCGCAUUCGCCCGGGCAAACUGAACGCAGCCCUCGUGUUUAACGACGGGCAAAUGGGACUCUGCGACGUUUGGGAGCGAACCGCGCUACCGGAGAGCUGAGCACACGGACGCCACAAAUCUCUGGGUCCGUGUUGGCUUUUGACGAGUUGCAAAACCGGCUCACGCCACAAGGCGCCCCCCUCCCCCACCACCACCACCGAGCGUUUAAAAGGCUGCUGCGGUGUACGAGGAGGGCGCAUUGGCAGGAGGAGCAGCAGCAGUAGCAUCACGGUCAUGAGGUCCCUGCAUCUGCUUCGCACCUCCACCACCACCGCACUGCCACUGCUGCUCUGGGCAUGGCUGCUGCUGCUGCUGGCUUCGUUCUCCGUAGCUGGCGGCGCAGACCGGCUUACCACAAGAAUGAUUGUAAGGCACCACCACGAGAGUGAAAAAGAUGUGGGCUUGAACGAUACAUUUCUGGACGUGUCCCUGCACGCCGAGCGGAAUCGACACUGGCCUUCCUGGUUCUCCACCUUCCAGGCCCCGGAAUCGAUUCCAACUGACCCCACGUGGACUUCCGGUGCCACGGACAAAGUCGUGGACAACCAGCACACGUACUACGUGUCGCGCCUGUACGGCUCUGGCGACCGGCGCGCUCGCGAGAUGUGGGUGGGCCUGGACGGCACCGUGGACGGUUCGCCAGGUGGAGUCCGAGCUCACGAGUCUCUCUCCGGAGGAUACAGGCAGGCUGUGAAUGUGAAUUUAUCUUUUGCCUUUCCUUACUAUGGACACGAUCUGCAUUCGGUGACUCUCGCCACAGGAGGGUUCAUAUUUGUUGGAGUUGUGAAGUACCGAAUGAUCACUCUCACACAGUACAUUGCGCCACUUAUGGCCAACUUCGCGCCUAGCCUCUCCGACAACUCCACCGUCAAGUACUACGACAACGGCUCCCUGCUCGCCGUGGAGUGGAGCGAUGUCUGCCUGUUUGACAACCGAAGCGUCGGUGGCUUCACCUUCCAGGCCGUGCUACACAGCGACGGGCGCAUCAUCUUCGGGUACAAAACGAUUCCCAUCCCCAUAUCGCAGAUCAGUUCAGGCAAGCAUCCCGUCAAGGUCGGCAUUUCGGACGCUUUCAUCUUGACCCACAGGUCCCCAGGAAAACCCAUCCCAAGCAGGUGGACAGUGUACGAAUAUCACCGCGUGGAUCUGGACACCACCGAGUUGACCAGCGGCUGCACUAUCGAACUCGUUCCCUUGCCAACGUGCAAUCAGUACAAGACGUGUGACAGCUGCCUGUCUGCCCACAUCGCAUUCGACUGCGGGUGGUGUGGAAGCAUCCAGAGAUGCUCCAGCGGAUUUGACCGCCACCGGCAGGAAUGGAUCGACGGAAGUUGUCGGCAAGAGGCAAGCACGGAGAGUUGCCCUGCUGAUGAGCUCGCAAGCCGAGGCUCGGAAGACCAGAAGCCACCGCUGGCUGCCAGGCCCACAUCGAGUGACAGAAGUUCGGUGCGCGGAGCGACGUCGAUGAGCAGCGUGCUGCUGGCGGCGAGCCUCUCGCUGGCGGUGCUGCUGCUGCUGGCAGCGUGCGGCCUCGCUCUCUACGUGCACCGCUACCCCACCUCGUCCGUCAGCCUCUUCCUCAUUGAGUUCCGCCCCAAAAUGUGGCCCACCGUGUUUUCUCGGCGCGUAUCGGAGCAGCUGAACUGCGCCGCCGUGGAGACCAUCGGACACGACAAGGAGGUUCUCACUGACACCGAAAAAUCCAAUCAGACUUAUGAAAUGAUGCCCAGUAAUGCGUGAAUAAAUGCCCACGGUCUUUCCGUGGAUGUAAAGGGAUGCUCUCGGGCCCCCCCCCCCCCCCCCGUAGUUUUUCGGGAUUUUCUGCACGUUUGUCACGCAGGUUGUUGCUGGCCUUAAGGCUCUGAGAACAGGGGAAGUUGAGAAUGUAGUUUGAGAUCAAAGUUGUUGCCUGGAGUGCUUGAGGAAAAUAUAAAUUGUCAUCGUGGAAUUAAUGUUUACACGUAUACCAGUGCUCGAGGUUUUUCUUUUGUAUAAAGAACAAAAUAUUGUAAUAUAUCACCGUUUGGAUUUUGUACUAACAAAGCUAAAAUCAUGAAUAAAAAAAAUUCAUUGAAUGCUCAAGAAAAAAAA
Molecule: messenger RNA, 3596 nt
Organism: Petromyzon marinus (sea lamprey)
Lineage: Eukaryota; Metazoa; Chordata; Hyperoartia; Petromyzontiformes; Petromyzontidae
Product: plexin domain-containing protein 1-like
Source: RefSeq, a predicted model, not a curated record